AUGCCCAAUCCAGAGAGACAUGGGGGCAAGAAGGACGGGAGUGGGGGAGCUUCUGGAACUUUGCAGCCGUCAUCGGGAGGUGGCAGCUCCAACAGCAGAGAGCGUCACCGCUUGGGGUCGAAGCACAAGCGGCAUAAGUCCAAGCACUCCAAAGACAUGGGAUUGGUGACACCCGAAGCAACACCUUUGGGCACAGUUAUCAAACCUUUGGUGGAAUAUGAUGACAUUAGCUCUGAUUCCGAUACCUUCUCUGACGACCUGGCUUUCAAACUGGACCGGAGGGAAAAUGAUGAACGUCGCGGGACUGAUCGCAGCGACCGCCAGCAUAAACACCGUCACCACCAGCACCGACGUACCCGCGACUUAUUAAAAACUAAACAGACAGAGAAAGAAAAAAAAGUGGAAGCCUCCAGUAAGUCGGGCUCGACGAAAGACCGGAUAUCAGGAAGUUCUAAGCGUUCAAAUGAGGAGAAUGAUGACCACGGGAAGGCGCAGAUCUCGAAAAGCAGCAGCAAGGAAUCCAGGUCAUCCAAACUCCAUAAAGAGAAGACCCGGAAAGAACGUGAGUUGAAGUCGGGACACAAAGACCGAAGUAAAAGUCAUCGGAAAAGGGAAACACCCAAAAGUUACAAAACAGUGGACAGCCCCAAACGGAGAUCCAGGAGUCCCCACCGGAAGUGGUCCGACAGCCCCAAGCAAGAUGAUAGUCCCUCCGGAGCUUCUUACGGCCAAGAUUAUGACCUUAGUCCCCCGAGAUCUCACACCUCUAGCAAUUAUGACUCCUACAAGAAGAGUCCGGGAAGUACCUCUAGAAGGCCGUCAAUCAGCCCACCUUACAAGGAGCCUUCUGCCUACCAGUCCAGCACUCGGUCACCCAGUCCCUACAGUAGACGACAGAGGUCUGUGAGUCCCUAUAGCCGGCGACGUUCUUCCAGCUAUGAAAGGAGUGGCUCUUACAGUGGGAGAUCACCCAGUCCCUACGGUCGACGGCGGUCCAGCAGCCCUUUUCUGAGCAAGCGCUCUCUGAGCCGGAGUCCACUUCCCAGAAAAUCAAUGAAGUCUAGAAGUAGAAGUCCUGCAUAUUCAAGACACUCAUCUUCUCAUAGUAAAAAGAAGAGAUCCGGGUCACGCAGUCGACAUUCCAGUAUCUCACCUGUCAGGCUUCCAUUGAACUCCAGCUUGGGAGCUGAACUCAGUAGGAAGAAGAAGGAAAGAGCAGCAGCUGCUGCAGCAGCAAAAAUGGAUGGGAAGGAAUCCAAGGGUUCACCUAUAUUUUUGCCUAGAAAAGAAAACAGUUCAGUAGAGGCUAAGGAUUCAGGCUUGGAGCCUAAAAAGUUACCCAGAGGUGUAAAAUUGGAAAAAUCUGCCCCAGAUACUGAACUGGUGAAUGUAACACAUCUAAACACAGAGGUCAAAAAUUCUUUAGAUACAGGGAAAGUGAAGUUGGAUGAGAACUCUGAGAAGCAUCCUGUUCUUAAAGAUACGAAAGUACAGGGAACAAGAGACUCUAAACCUGUAGCACUGAAAGAGGAGAUUGUUACUCCAAAAGAGACAGAGACAUCUGAAAAGGAGACCCUUCCACCUCUUCCCACAGUUACUUCUCCACCUCCUUUACCAACUACUACCCCUCCACCACAGACACCCCCCUUGCCACCUUUGCCUCCACUGCCAGCUGUUCCACAGCAGCCACCUCUGCCUCCUCCCCAGCCAACAUUUAGUCAGGUUCUUUCUUCAAGUACUUCAACUUUGCCCCCCUCUGUUCAUCCAAGGACAUCUACUCUGUCCUCUCAGGCAAAUUCUCAGCCCCCUGUACAGGUUUCUGUGAAGACUCAAGUAUCUGUAACAGCUGCUAUUCCACACCUAAAAACUUCAACGUUGCCUCCUUUGCCCCUCCCACCCUUAUUACUGGGAGAUGAUGACAUGGAUAGUCCGAAAGAAACUCUACCUUCAAAACCUGUGAAGAAAGAGAAAGAACAAAGACCACGGCACCUACUCACAGACCUCCCUCUCCCUCCAGAGCUCCCUGGUGGGGAUCCAUCUCCCCCAGACUCCCCAGAACCAAAGGCAAUCACACCACCUCAGCAACCGUACAAAAAGAGACCAAAAAUUUGUUGUCCUCGUUAUGGAGAAAGAAGACAGACAGAAAGUGACUGGGGGAAACGCUGUGUGGACAAGUUUGACAUUAUUGGGAUUAUUGGAGAAGGAACUUAUGGCCAGGUAUAUAAAGCAAAGGACAAAGACACAGGAGAGCUGGUGGCCCUGAAGAAGGUGAGACUGGACAAUGAAAAAGAGGGCUUCCCAAUCACAGCCAUUCGUGAGAUCAAAAUCCUUCGUCAGCUGAUCCACCGAAGUGUUGUUAACAUGAAGGAAAUUGUCACAGAUAAGCAGGAUGCACUGGAUUUCAAGAAGGACAAAGGAGCCUUUUACCUUGUGUUUGAAUAUAUGGACCAUGACUUAAUGGGACUUCUGGAAUCUGGUUUGGUGCACUUUUCUGAGGACCAUAUCAAGUCAUUCAUGAAACAGCUAAUGGAAGGAUUGGAUUACUGUCAUAAAAAGAAUUUCCUGCAUCGGGAUAUUAAGUGUUCUAACAUUUUGCUGAACAACAGUGGGCAGAUCAAACUAGCAGAUUUUGGGCUUGCUCGACUCUAUAAUUCUGAAGAGAGCCGUCCUUAUACAAACAAAGUUAUUACUCUGUGGUACCGACCUCCAGAACUUCUGCUGGGAGAGGAGCGUUAUACACCAGCGAUAGAUGUUUGGAGCUGUGGAUGCAUUCUUGGGGAACUGUUCACAAAGAAGCCUAUUUUUCAAGCCAAUCUGGAACUGGCUCAGCUAGAACUGAUCAGUCGACUCUGUGGUAGCCCUUGUCCAGCUGUGUGGCCUGAUGUUAUCAAGCUGCCCUACUUCAAUACAAUGAAACCGAAGAAGCAAUAUAGACGGCGCCUACGAGAAGAAUUCUCUUUCAUUCCUUCAGCAGCACUUGAUUUACUGGACCACAUGCUGACGUUAGAUCCUAGCAAACGUUGUACAGCUGAACAGACUCUACAGAGUGAUUUCCUUAAAGAUGUUGAGCUCAGCAAAAUGGAUCCUCCAGACCUUCCCCACUGGCAGGAUUGCCAUGAAUUAUGGAGUAAGAAACGGCGACGGCAGCGACAAAGUGGUGUUUUGGUAGAAGAGCCACCUCCACCCAAAGCCUCUCGAAAAGAAACUAUCUCAGGGACAAGUGCUGAGCCUGUAAAGAACAGCAGCCCAGCACCACCUCUGCCUGCUCCUGGCAAGGUGGAACCUGGGGCUGGGGAUGCAAUAGGCAUCGGUGAUAUCACACAGCAGUUGAAUCAAAGUGAAUUGGCAGUGUUACUGAACCUGCUGCAGAGCCAAACGGACCUGAGCAUUCCUCAAAUGGCACAGCUGCUUAACAUCCACUCCAACCCAGAGAUGCAACAGCAGCUGGAGGCCCUGAACCAAUCCAUCAGUGCCCUAACGGCUGCCACUUCCCAACAGCAGGACUCAGAGCCAACAGCCCCAGAGGAAUCUUUGAAGGAGAUAGCCCCUGCCCCAGCAGUCCAACCUUCAGCAGAACAGACAACCCCUGAAGCUUCAAGCACACCAGCUGACAUGCAGAAUAUGUUGGCAGUUCUCUUGAGUCAACUGAUGAAAACCCAGGAGCCAGCAGGCAACCUGGAGGAAAACAACAGUGACAAGAACAGUGGGCCACAGGGGCCCCGAAGAACUCCCACAAUGCCACAGGAGGAGGCAGCAGCAUGUCCUCCUCACAUUCUUCCACCAGAGAAGAGGCCCCCUGAGCCCCCCGGACCUCCACCGCCGCCACCUCCACCCCCUCUGGUUGAAGGCGAUCUUUCCAGCGCCCCCCAGGAGUUGAACCCAGCCGUGACAGCCGCCUUGCUGCAACUUUUAUCCCAGCCUGAAGCAGAGCCUCCUGGCCACCUGCCACAUGAGCACCAGGCCUUGAGAUCAAUGGAUUACUCCACCCGACCCCAUCCCAACAGGACUUACGGAAACACUGACGGGCCUGAAACAGGGUUCAGUGCCACUGACACUGAUGAACGCAACUCUGGUCCAGCUUUGACAGAAUCUUUGGCCCAGACCCUGGUGAAGAACAGGACCUUCUCGGGCUCUGUGAGCCACCUUGGGGAGUCCAGCAGUUACCAGGGCACAGGGUCAGUGCAGUUCCCAGGGGACCAGGACCUCCGUUUUGCCAGGGUCCCCUUAGCAUUACACUCAGUGGUCGGGCAACCAUUCCUGAAGGCUGAGGGAAGCAGCAACUCUGUGGUACAUGCAGAGACCAAAUUGCAAAACUAUGGGGAGCUGGGGCCAGGAACCACUGGGACCAGCAGCUCAGGAGCAAGCCUUAACUGGGGGGCCUCAGCUCAGUCUUCUGCUUAUGGCAAAGUGUAUCGGGGGCCUACAAGAGUCCCUCCAAGAGGGGGAAGAGGGAGAGGAGUUCCUUACUAA
This is a messenger RNA of Rangifer tarandus platyrhynchus (Svalbard reindeer), 4470 nucleotides long. The record is from the annotation of a GenBank genome assembly. NCBI's taxonomy places the organism in Eukaryota, Metazoa, Chordata, Mammalia, Artiodactyla, Cervidae.